AGUGCAGAUAACGCAGGUCAAUUCAACCCUGGGAGGCUCCUAAAUGCACCAGCUGAACUCUGAGACACGACUGACAAAAUGACAAUAUUAUAGAUAUCGUUCUGAGUUUUAAUUAAUCUGACAGUCAGUGGAGAAACCAGAUAAGAUGUUUAACUGGGUCGAGGAGUGGAACAUCUCUUUUGCAGGCUGUGGAUUCAGGAGCAUUUACUACGUGGGAGCUUUGAGCUGUAUCCUGGAGCGGGCUCCACAGCUGGUUCAUGGUGCUUCUAAAAUUUGUGGAUCUUCCUCUGGGUGUCUCGUGGCUGCAGCUCUCACUGUUGGCAUUCCCAUUGAACAGUUGUGUGCUGAUAUUUUAACCAUAGCGAAGGAGGCCAGAAAACACAUCCUUGGAGUUUUCCACCCAACCUUCAGCCUGCUCCGGACAGUCAGGGACUCCCUGCUGGAAAAGCUUCCAGAAGAUGCCCACCUCCGGGCUUCUGGAAGGCUCUGCGUGUCUCUCACCCGAAUAGCUGAUGGGAAAAAUGUUUUGGUGUCCGAGUUUGCCAGCAGAGAGGAGCUCAUUCAGGUUCUCAUGUGCAGCUGUUUUUUCCCUGUUUACUGUGGUUUCAUCCCACCUUCAUACCGUGGCAUGCGCUACAUGGAUGGAGCACUGAGCAACAUGAUGCCGUUGUCUGAGCAGAGAAACACCAUCACUAUGGCCCCGUUCUCAGGCGAGAGUGACAUUUGCCCCAGAGAAGGGUCCUACAAUUUCUUUGAAGUCCACUACGGAAACGUCAGCAUUCAGGUCAACACUGGGAAUGUAUAUCGAGUCUGUACAUCCUUCCUUCCCCCCAGACUUGAGAAGCUGGCUGAGAUAUGCCACAAUGGCUACAUGGAUGCUUUUUGUUUCCUGAGAGAGAAAGAUCUGCUUACAGCACAAAAUAUUCACAGCAGUGCAGUGGUAGGAGCCAAAUCUCCUUGCUGUGAGCAGAUGAAGGAAGUGGGUCAAGCAGAAGAGAGGAUGAUGAAGUGUCACAAGGAAAACCAUCAGUGGCUGGACCAUAGAGUCAUUGAGAAUCUCCCAGUGACUAUCAAGAAAAUUCUAUGUGAGGCAUGCAGGGAUAGUCAUGAUGGUGGCAGCAGGUGGCCGCAUUACAGGGACUUCCUGACAAUGAAUUUGUUUACGUAUCUACUUACCUUCCUCAUCUUACCUGUUGAGCUGACCAUCUUAUUUACCAAAAGCAUGGUGUCAUUCAGCUGUACAGCACUUUGCAGACUGUUAUUGUGGUCUGCAGAUUUCUACAGGCAGAAAUGGAGCAUUAGCAAUGAUAGUAUCAACAGCGCAUCUCGAGAGACUAACUGCAUCUGCAGGUCAUCUGGUUCAGACAGCAGGAAUCAGAGAGGACGAGACAUAAAUACACAAACUCUGAAAUCAAAGAUGACCUCAGAUUCUAAAAUGAAUCUCUGCUGGGACACCAAUGGCAACAUGGAGCUUAUGCCCCCAGUCUCAACUAGAACUGCAUCUGGCCAGGUGAUGUUAAACACACCAGCAAAGGGACAUGUAAUCAACCAUAAACAAAGUGGAAAAAAGAUUGAUUAAAGGAAACCAACAAAGGAAAACAAACAAACAAAAAAACUUCAGCAUUUGCUGAACUUACUGACAUCUUAUCAACACCAUGAGUCGAAGUGUAAUGUACAACAGGAAAAUAAAAAGAACGCCUUUUUCUUCGCAAAGAUUGAAUAGCUACCAUGUGAUAUUGAAACAAAGGUAAAACAAAAGUAUAGAAAAAGCAUCAUCAGUACAUUUUAUUGGACAAAUGAGUCAUUCCGUGUGACCGAUAUAAUCAUAAACAUAACAUAAUUCUACAAUUCCUAAAUCAAAUCAAAUCAAAUCAAAUAAAACCCAUUAAAUGUUUCGUAACAUAUUUAAAGGCUGGUGAGACGAUGCCUCUGCAGGACCUCUGACAUCGAGUCAUCAUUUUGCAUCUCAUCAGUUCAUAGCACCAUGAAUGUAACAUAUUAAUGCUAACCAAGUCCUCCCUGCAAACAGAGGAUCACACAAGCUCACACUGAUCAGUCAAUUUAUAAAAUAAAAUUUCUGGAGUUUAUCUGCUGUUUAAACAGCAGAUGUGAAAGUUCUCAUUUACUGCAUUGCAGUGCAGUGCAGUACAGUACAGUACAGUACAGUAAAAAGGCAAAACAAAGGUUUAAAUGAUGUGUGACUGUCUUUGAAAAGACAGUCACACAUCAUUAGCCACUUUCAGACAAGUAUUAAUUUGCAUUCAUCUAACAGCAUCUUAUCAAUGUGCACCCCUGGUCACUCUGUUAUAAAAGUCAGAAGGGCAAUCCUUUUGGGCCAAACCUAGUAAUAUUUACGAAUCAAUUUAAGAAACAGACAGUAUAAAAAUUGGUGCUGAAGCGCCUUAAACCAAAGGCCAGCAUAAUGAUUCAUGUGGUUGCAAAAAAAAAUUCUCUGGAAUAACGGUAUGUGUGAAUAAAGCUCUGAGGAACAUUACCAUCACUUAUGUCAGGACAGAGCACCAUCGAUGUUGAACCGUGUCUGAAAGAGGCUAUUGUCAAGUCCCUGAUUUCACAUAUUUAAAAAGACUGCAGUGAAGACGAUCAUGCUGUAUAUGUUUACAAGAUCACAAAGAAUUAAAAAGGUGCAGAAAAUAUAUUCUGCAAAUUUUCUAAAAA
Oreochromis aureus is the source of this 2676-nucleotide messenger RNA. Its product is annotated as patatin-like phospholipase domain-containing protein 2. Gene Ontology annotation, biological process: triglyceride catabolic process; lipid homeostasis. The transcript has 9 exons. The coding region runs from base 146 to 1579 and encodes 477 amino acids. Gene Ontology annotation, cellular component: cytoplasm; lipid droplet; membrane. NCBI's taxonomy places the organism in Eukaryota, Metazoa, Chordata, Actinopteri, Cichliformes, Cichlidae. Gene Ontology annotation, molecular function: triacylglycerol lipase activity. The record is from RefSeq and is a predicted model, not a curated record.